UACCCUAAUACAACGGAAUAGCAAGUUUUAGGGCUUCUCCAUAGAAAAUUUUAUUUGUAAUUUUAUAAACAAAAUAUACUGGAUUUAUUUAAACUUAGUUAUGGACGAGUUUUGCGAAAUUACAUCAAAAGCUAGCGAAGAUGCCACUUUGCAGAAUGAUUGUGGAAAACGUGAUGAAUCCCUUGAUCUUGAUGAUUUACUACCUGCGAUAGGCGAGUUUGGAAUCUAUCAAAAGAUGCUAGUUUUUGGAAUAUGCUUACCAGCAUGUAUACCCUGCGGAUUUUGUGCUUUCAAUCAAAUUUUUAUGGCGAAUGUUCCAAAUGAUUACUGGUGCAAAGUACCAGAUUUGUUAGACAUGUCUGUAGAAAAGAGGAAGCUUUUAGCAAUUCCAAAGAAUCUGGAAAACCUUGAUUCUUAUAGUAAAUGUUACCGUUAUGCUGUAAACUGGACUGAUAUUCUUGAAGUUAAUUACUAUGAUAUAGAUAAGCCAAAUGAAACAUGGCCCUAUCAAAAGUGCGACUAUGGAUGGGAAUACAACACAUCUGUAGUGUGGUCAUCCAUUGUUAUUGACUUCGAUUUAGUAUGCGACAAAGAUAUAUAUCCAACUAUUGGUUUAUCAGCCCUCAACGUUGGUGGUCCUAUCGGGGUUUACCUCUUUGGACUACUUAAUGAUAGAAUGGGAAGGCGUGUGUCAUAUUUUUCAUGUUUGGCUACAUUACUUAUUGGUAGCCUGAUAACAUCACUCAGCAAAAAUUUUUGGACGUGGGCGGGAAGCAGAGUAAUAGUUGGUUUAACGAUACCAGCCGUGUACCAAAUUCCUUUUAUUAUUUCUUUGGAGCUCGUUGGUGAAAAUUAUAGAUCUUUCGUCACUGUAAUGACUUGCACAUUUUACACCUCAGGCAUAAUGUUACUGUCAGUGGUUACCUAUUUAGAACGUGAUUGGGUGAAACUGUCUUAUUACACAUCUGCACCUUUUCAUUUGUACUUCGCAUAUAUUUUUGUAAUGCCUGAGUCUCCUCGGUGGCUACUGAUGCGGGGCCGAUUACAAGAAGCUCUAGCGAUUUUGGAAAAUAUGGCAAAAGUGAAUGGUCAAAAAUUUCCUGAGGAAAUAAAAGCCAAUUGGGAGGCAAAAAUAGUUGAAAGCAAGAAUUCAAAUGAGAACGCAGUAAAUGUAGGCGUUUUCGAUUUAUUCAGAACACCAAAUAUGAGGCUGAAGACAAUUUUGAUAACCUUAAGUUGGUUUGCGAAUGAGACAGUGUACCUGGGAUUGAGCUACUAUGGUCCGUCUUUGGGUAACGACCAAUACGUAAGCUUCUUUUUAUCUGCUGCAGUGGAGUUGCCGAGUUACUUGUGCUGCUGGUAUUUAAUGGAUACUUUUGGUAGGCGAUGGCCUUUAAGCUUAUCAAUGAUACUUGGUGGAGCUGCUUGCGUUGUCACCGUUACAAUACCGGAUGAUGCCACUGAUGAAACUUUAAUACUAUAUUUAGUAUCAAAAGCACUACUUUCAGCUUCAUUUUUGAUAAUUUACCCUUUUGCUGGUGAAUUGUAUCCAACGCAAGUUCGAGGCAUUGGAAUUGGAGCGUCAAGUUAUAUUGGAGGGCUCGGGUUAAUUGUCAUUCCAUUUGUGACUUAUUUGGGUAGGGAAAACUUAAAACUUCCUCUUGUCAUAAUGGGAGUAAUAUCAAUGUUAGGGGGGCUUACAAGUUUAAGGUUACCUGAAACACUUCAUGAACGAUUGCCCCAAACACUUGAAGAGGGAGAAAAUUUCGGAAAGGAGUGGUCAUUUAAAAAAUGUAUUCAAUGUUACUCAAAGCAAAAAGUAAAAACUGAAUCGGAAUCAUAUGAGAACUUGGAUCUUCUUGCCUCCAGCGAUGGCCGCAAUAAAGAGCCGCAGAAACUCAAAACCAAUAAACGGGACCCGGAAGGGAACUCUAUAAAACGGUUGGUACGCCAAAUGAGUGUUAUGGACACUCAAAGAAAUGUUGAUGGAACUAUGCAAUUAACUCAUUGGAUUUAAAAAAAGUUUAUCGGACAUUGAUAUUA
Ceratitis capitata (Mediterranean fruit fly) is the source of this 2043-nucleotide messenger RNA. RefSeq names its product carcinine transporter. Gene Ontology annotation, biological process: transmembrane transport. The transcript has 9 exons. The coding region runs from base 101 to 2017 and encodes 638 amino acids. NCBI's taxonomy places the organism in Eukaryota, Metazoa, Arthropoda, Insecta, Diptera, Tephritidae. Gene Ontology annotation, molecular function: transmembrane transporter activity. Gene Ontology annotation, cellular component: membrane. The record is from RefSeq and is a predicted model, not a curated record.